This is a messenger RNA of Emericellopsis atlantica, 615 nucleotides long. RefSeq names its product hsp20-like protein. The record is from RefSeq and is a predicted model, not a curated record. Lineage: Eukaryota; Fungi; Ascomycota; Sordariomycetes; Hypocreales; Bionectriaceae. The transcript has a single exon. Gene Ontology annotation, biological process: response to heat; protein complex oligomerization; response to hydrogen peroxide. The coding region runs from base 1 to 615 and encodes 204 amino acids.
AUGUCCUUUGUCCCACACGCGCACAUGGGAUCUCUGAUCCGUCUCUUCGAUGAGAUGGACAACUACACACGCGACUCAAUCGGCAGGCGAUCUCUCCAGACAGGGGAUCCGCUGCGAAUUCAACCUCGCUUCGACGUUUGUGAGCGACAAGACUCGUAUGACUUGUACGGGGAGCUCCCAGGACUGGAAAAAGAAGACCUCCAUCUCGAGUUCACCGAUCCCAAGACCCUUCUGCUCAGUGGUCACAUUGAGCGCUCCUAUACCACGGGAACCCCGACGGAAGGCUUUACGGCAGUAGAAAAGCCGCCGGAGAAGGCAGAGCAGAAGACAACGGGAAAGCCAGUGGGAAGGUCAUCCCAGGAACAGCCCACACCAGAGAGCGGGAAGGGUGCAAGUGGUGAGAGCGCCGAGACCGGCAAGCAGGUGGCGCCGGCGAAGGAAAUGGGCCCCAAGUAUUGGGUUGCCGAGAGGAGCAUCGGGGAGUUUUCCCGCGCAUUCAACUUUGCCCAUCGUGUCAGCCCGGAUGGGGUGACUGCGGAGCUCAAGAGUGGUGUCCUGUCGGUGCACGUUCCAAAGGCUAGCGAUGCUGUUAUCCACACAGUACAAGUAAGUUGA